UAAUGUUUUUAAGCCUGAGAGCUAAAAUCUUUGUACAGCUGUAUUUUGACUGAGUCUGAUCCCGAUAGAUGGCUGGCAGCUGCUCAUGGAAAAUGGACUUAAACCCAUGAAUGGUUACUCUUCUACAGAGUUGGAUGGAAUGCCAUGGCUUUAGAGCAGUUCUCAUAGGACCUUCUUUUUUGCCUUGCACCCAUCAUAUCCUUAAAUAUUUAACUGUAAACAAUUGCAAUUAUAAAGUUUAAAAAAUAAUGGCAUGGGUAAAAUUCUUAAGGAAACCUGGAGGUAACCUUGGAAAAGUUUAUCAGCCUGGAAGUAUACUGUCCCUGGCCCCUACCAAAGGCUUGUUAAAUGAACCUGGACAAAACAGCUGCUUUCUUAAUAGUGCUGUGCAGGUGUUAUGGCAACUUGACAUAUUUCGCCGAAGUUUAAGAGGUUUAACUGGACAUGUGUGUCAGGGAGAUGCCUGCAUAUUUUGUGCUUUAAAGGCAAUAUUUUCCCAAUUCCAACACAGUCGAGAGAAAGCACUCCCGUCAGAUAAUAUGAGACAUGCCCUGGCAGAAAGUUUUAAGGAUGAACAGCGUUUCCAGCUUGGAUUCAUGGAUGAUGCAGCAGAAUGCUUUGAAAAUAUCCUUGAGAGGAUUCAUUUUCACUUAGUGCCAAACAGUGAAACAGAUAUGUGCACUUCAAAAUCCUGUAUUUCUCACCAGAAGUUUGCUAUGACAUUGUACGAACAGUGUGUAUGUCGCAGCUGUGGAGCAUCAUCAGACCCGUUGCCUUUUACAGAAUUUGUGCGUUACAUUUCUACCACAGCCCUGUGUAAUGAAGUAGAAAGAAUGAUGGAGAGGCAUGAACGUCUCAAGCCAGAAAUGUUUGCAGAAUUGCUGCAGGCAGCAAAUACUGCUGAUGACUACAGAAAGUGUCCUAGUAACUGUGGUCAAAAAAUAAAAAUCCGUCGUGUUCUUAUGAAUUGUCCUGAGAUAGUCACAAUUGGCUUGGUCUGGGAUUCAGAGCAUUCUGACCUGACAGAAGAGGUCAUGCGGAAUCUGGCAACACAGCUUUAUCUUCCUGGGCUGUUUUAUAGGGUUACAGAUGAAAAUGCCAAAAAUAGUGAACUUUUUCUUGUGGGAAUGAUUUGCUACACAAGCCGACAUUACUGUGCCUUUGCCUUUCACACCAAGAGUUGCAAAUGGGUGCUGUUUGAUGAUGCUAAUGUAAAAGAGAUUGGAACAAAAUGGAAAGAUGUAGUCUCAAGGUGCAUUCGGUGUCACUUUCAGCCAUUGUUGCUCUUUUAUGCUAACCCAGAUGGCACAGCUGUAUCUCCAGAAGAUGCUCCAAAGCAGAUUAUUCACUGGUCUCAAUGUAAAGCAGCAGGAGGAAAUGGGGAAGACUUGGGAUUUGAAAAACCGGCUGUUCUGAAGUCAGACCACAUGAAAGAGAAUGGAAUUGGAGACUCCACUAAUCAAAGGAGUAAUAAAAAACUUCAGCCAGAUAAUUCAGCAUUCAGUAGAAGCCACAUUCAGGCUAGUGGUGGUAGAGGGCCAGCUAAGUUAUGCUACAGCGAUCAAAAGGACAGGCUAAAAGACCUAUCCAGAGAGUGUGCUCAGAAAGCUGCUGAUAUGAAAAGCUUCUCGUCUUUGCGAAAAGAUGCAGACAGAGGACCAAGAAAAGAGUCUGGGAGACAAAGAGAUUUGGUUGGGGAAGAUCGUUCCAGUGUCAAGUCAGGGUCUCCUCCAGUUGGAAACGGAUUUAGACACUGUGCUGAUCAACGCAUAUACAGCAGCCAGGGGAAAGGCUCCUAUAAGCACGACAGUGCCCCUCACCAGGCAAAGCUUUCUGCACAGGGGCUUGGAUCACACAAACCAGAAGCUUUUCCUGCUGGGGAGAAACCAGUGAUCAGGACUCGGACUGAUGGUGUCACUGGCUAUGAAACAGAUGCCAGUCAAGACUCAAGGGACAAAGGAAGUACCAGCAGCAGAAGCAGAAGUAAAGGUUGGAAACCAAUGCGAGAGACACUAAAUGUAGACAGCAUUUUCAGUGAGACUGAGAAAAAACAGCAUAGCCCAAAGCACAAGGCAAAUCCCAGCAGUAAAUCUAAGCAUGAAAAGGAGCGAAGUUUUAAUCAUUGGCCAAAGGAGAACUAUAUUCAGAAAGGUUUAAUGACUAUAUAUGAAGAUGAAACUAAGCAGGAUACAGGAAGUCGAAGCUCACUGGAUUCAGAGGGCAAAGGGAAUGCUGAAAAAAGCAAAGGAUUUACAGAGAGGAAAGUUCAUGGCGAUAACUGGCAAAUUCAGAGGACAGAAUCUGGGUAUGAAAGCAGUGACCAUAUCAGCAAUGGAUCUGCAAAUCCAGACUCGCCUGUUAUUGAAGGAAUCAUUCCAGCAGAUGUCAAGAACAUUAAAGAAAGUGCUUCCUGCAGUGAACAGAGCUUGUCAACCAAAAAAGCUGACGGUGUGUUGCAUUCAGUAUCCCAGCAAAACAGAAACUUUUAUGACCUGAGGAAAGACCUGAUCAGUUCAGAAGUUAACUACAGACCUCAUGUUAAUUUCCCAGCAGAAUUACAUGUGCAGGUGCCCAGUCCUCCAGUGAAAAGAGUUGAGAUGCCUGACACCAGCAGGAAACUUUUCCCAUCAUCAGCUCUACAGCCAGUUCUUAAAGAGAUUAUUAAGUCAGAAAGUAGGAGUAAGGUAAAUGAAGAGAAUUCUUCAGAGUGGCUCAAUCCAGACAAAUCUGAGAAGAUGAAUAUGUCAGUUUAUAGCACUGAUGGCGUUUCCCAGCCCUAUGCAGAUAUUCUCUGUGGAAGGAAGCCAAUCAACAGUGACCCUCACUCCUCUUCCCAGCCACAGCCUCAUCAUGCAAGAACAUUUGGUCCCAAGAUGGGGUUACCACCAUGUGUGCCACAGAACCUGUCAGAAAGGCCUGUGGUACUUCCCCCUCCUGGUGAGCAUGCUGGGCACCCACCCCAAAGGGUGGAUGCUCUUUGGGUGCCUGAAGCGGUGUACCAGAAUCUUCCUCCCCCUUUACCACCGAAGAAAUAUGCCCUGAAUACUUUCCCAGGAUCAGAAAAUAACUCGGCAGCUGAUGUGAAAUCGACAGAAGUGUUGCACAAUAACCCGCUGAGGCAAACAGGGGCACCUCUGAAAUCUGCAUCAGAAGCAGGCAUAUUUACAAAUGAACAAAGACUUAAAGAGCCAUUGCAAGGGAAUGAGCUGUUUGUUCACAAACCGGAUUCUCCGCCUCGCUUACCAGUUAAUGACUUUUGGACAGUGUCUGAAAACUUUCUAAAGAAAGGACCUCGGCAUAUGGGACCAAGUCCUGGCUGUGUGGAUGGAAAUGAUAGUGUAGCCCUAACGACUUAUUUUUCAGUAGAUAGUUGUAUGACUGACACGUACAGGAUGAAAUAUCAUCAGAAACCCAAGCUGUAUUUUACAGAUAGUGGAAACUUUCACAAGGAAAAGCAUCCUCCAUCAGCUGGAGAACUGACUGCAACAUACCAUGCUCCUGAGCCCAGGCAUCCCGUGCCUGAGCAAAGGUACAAGGCAAACAUUGAAGGCAUCCACUGCAGUAGAUGAAUUCUUCAAAUCCCGUAAAACCCAGAUGUUACUUUUGCAUUUCAUGUAGUCUGUAAAUGGGCCCAAACUCUGAGCCUCUGUGUGAUAACAAGGUACCCAGUUGACAGUACUUGUCUUAGGAGUUAGGACUGUUUAAAUGAAUAUGCAAACAGAGGUGAACAGAGGAGAAGAGGUGCUAAACUUGUGGUUCUUUGAUUUGUUACUCGAGUUGCCUUAAUGCUUACCUCUGUUACCCAGCUUGUCUUCUACAGCUUGCAUUAAAAAUGGUCCCUUUGGGCAUAUGCAUCUUCAGCAGUGGGAUCAGCUAGAUGUUACUGAUUUUCUAAGAAGAUUCAGUUACAGUUUAAAAAGUGUUCCUUCAGAUUGUGGUCACUACAUACCUAGCCUAACAAAAGGGAUAAACAUACUACCACAUGUAAUGCAAUAAAUAUAGUUGUAAUAGAGCAAUAUUUGUCCCAAUAGGUAGCAGGAGGUGACUUUUUUUUUUUCCUUCUUCUUUUUCAACUGACUUCUCUGAGAGUCUGUGCUUUCACAAGCAGCCUUCAAGUGUCUUUAAUACAAGUUUACCCAGAGAAUUUCUAACUUUUUAUUUGAAAAGCCUUAAUAAUAAUAAUAAUAAUUUAAAAAGGGUUCUGGUUUGCAAAUGUUAACUUAUUUCAGAGAGAAUUCAAGUAAGCUGCAGUAAUAGUCUAUCCUACUAACAUACCUGUUGUAUGCUGGUGUACAUUUUUCAGCACAUUUAUCAGAUCUGUUCACCCUAUAAAACCUCCUACAAUUAAAUGUAACCACAUAAACUACGAACUGAUAGAGCAGGAUAGGACGCUCAUUUUAAAAUAGAGUUAUCAUGCAACUAGGAAAGAUUAAUUUUGCAAGGUAUUAGAUAUAUUUACUGCUUAUGUUCAGUUCUGAUUUGAUCUGCAAAUGCAUGCAAAGUCAAUGCUGCUAUUGACCUUCCUGUCUUUUGCCGGCUAUGAGCAAUGCUUAAUGGGGAUCAGAUUUUACUGACAACAGUUUCUGAUUUGGAGCAGUCCUGCACACAUUCUGAAUGAGCAGAUCAGGCUGGGUGAAGCUGCAGCCAUUCAGGCUGUGGUGGCUGAGGGGGCAUGUAAAAAAGAGGUUCCUCUCUUCCUCUGCUCUAGCACUGCCCUGCAGUUUCGACAGCUCUGGAAUUUACCACAUCAUUCGUUAACCUCAGUUUCAGUAACCAAGAGGAGGAUUUAUUUGGCUUUUAUUGGAUGAGUUAAAUCAGUGCACAGGAACUAUCUACCAAGCACUGAUAGCCAGUACAUGGCCUACAGAGGGCUGGGGAGGAAAGAGAAGAGGAUUUCACCAGGAUGGCAGCCCUGAGUGCUUGAAAGGAGCAACUGUGUCUUGUGUUGUCAACGGCAGGGAGUUGUUUCAGUCUUAUCCUAACAUUGAACAAUGUGUAAUUAGAAUUCAUGUCAGCAAAGUUUGACACAAUCCAAAAAGGCUAAAUUUUGCCAUUAUUCACCCUUGAGUGUUAACUUGAGGUGCUGCUGAUUUACAUCUAAAGAUCAAUGCCUUUUAGUUAUGAAAAUAAUGCAAGAAGGUUAAAUACGCAUAAAAAACACUCAUGCUUGUACUUGCACUGUUUAGUCAGAAAGGCUUUUUUAUGUUUCUAAACCUUACAUGAGUUUUAGUGCUUCAACCAAAUGUUGGCAAUUGUUUAGCAGUUAUCCAAGGUAUACAUUUAAACAGUGGUUUGGGUUUUAAAACUACAUGUAAUUUACAGUAGAACUGGAAGAUGAUAUAUGCAACCAGAGGAAUUUUACUUCUACCUUCUUGGUCAAAAUUUGUUGUAGCACUUCUUAAAAAACCAGUUCUGUAAUUUGUAGGGCAAAUAACUAUGCAUGUUUAAGUGUGGCUGCUGGUGAACAGCAACUCGGAUUUAUCCUUUAGUAAGCAAAUCAGCUGAAUAGAGAAAGAACCCUGCAAAUGGAAGAUUCCUGAUGGCAAUAUUUUUGAGGUAUUUCAGAACCUGUAAAUUUAACUUUUCUAGGUCAUCUAGCGAUGUUACACAAUAUGCACAGCUAGUGAAUUAAAACUGUUGUCUAAUACUUGUUUAAGAAAACAAAGACUAUUGGAAUUUGUAAAUAAUGUAUGAUUUGUAAGAUGUUUUGCAAAGACCUUGUAUUUGAAAUGACAGUAUUUUUAUGGAUGAAUAGCACAGCGACAACUGUGAAUGAUAGUAGGCCACUUAUUUUUAAACCUGCAUAGCAAUGUUGAUACUUCUGUCCAAGGAGCAAUAUGAAUGCCUAUUACUGAUACCAAUGAAUCUGGCUUACAGUAGGCACAACUGGUAAACUUAUUUUUUAAGUAGCUGCAGUAACUUAGAUGUACUUGAGUCUCCUUGCUUUGCUUGAAACGAUCUUACCAGACAUCUUCCUAUGUGCCCCAUGUUUACCAGGUAUUUAACUAAAUAGACAGCUAAUCAAGGCACCUUCUUUUUUAUAUUUGACUCUGCACUCCAUGUAUGUAUGUAAUAUUUUCAAACUAAUAUGUGGUAACUUGUUUUAAUUUACCUAGGGUGCCUAUUUAUUUUUUUUAUAAAUGUCCUCUUCCAACUAUAGAUUUGUAUCAGAGCCUAGACAAUUUUUGUAACAGUAAAGACAUUAACAAGUCUUGUAAUUAAUAUAUUUUUCAGUCUUUAGAAAUUAUUUUCCUGCAAAGUUCUGCUUGUCCAAACUCUCAGAUAAAAAUGUAAAAUACCUUUUUGUCUGCUGUUCUUUUUGUACUCCACAUUUUUCUGAAGAAGUGGGCUUUCCAGAAGGACAAACUGACAGGUAAUGUUGCUGCUAAUGGUUGCAAAUUUUGCAGAGAUGGUAGUUGUUACUUCCUUGAUCAGUAAAACUCAUCUUCUGAAGUACUUGUUUAU
Messenger RNA from Dryobates pubescens (Downy woodpecker), 6465 nucleotides. It is a transcript of the gene USP53, whose product is annotated as ubiquitin specific peptidase 53. Gene Ontology annotation, molecular function: cysteine-type deubiquitinase activity. Gene Ontology annotation, cellular component: cell-cell junction. The record is from RefSeq and is a predicted model, not a curated record. The transcript has 15 exons. The coding region runs from base 249 to 3569 and encodes 1106 amino acids. Gene Ontology annotation, biological process: response to auditory stimulus; protein deubiquitination; sensory perception of sound. NCBI's taxonomy places the organism in Eukaryota, Metazoa, Chordata, Aves, Piciformes, Picidae.